AUGUUGGGUCUAACUCAGGCACUGCUGCUGUCGGUGUAUGCUGGAGCAGCCUACGCAAAGACUGUUAGCUACGACUUCGAUGUCGGCUACGUUACUGCUGCGCCUGACGGCUUCGAGAGGCAGGUCAUAGGAAUAAACGGCAAAUGGCCUAUUCCUACCAUCGAAUGCGAUGAAGGCGAUACUGUACAAGUGACAGUUCACAACAGCCUUCCAGAUCAGACAACUGCUCUCCAUUUCCAUGGUAUAUGGCAAAAAGGCACCCAGGUCUAUGACGGCCCCAGUGGGGUCACUCAGUGUCCCAUUCGACCUGGAGGCUCUUUCACUUACACAUUCGUUGCCAACCCUGCUGGUACUCACUGGUACCAUGCGCACGAGAAAGGGCAAUACCCCGAUGGUCUGCGAGGCAAGAUGAUUGUACACGACAGAGCCUGGGAGAAGAGCCUGAACAUUGACGAACAGAAGUACCUUUCCAUGUCAGACUGGUACCAUCGCCCAAUGCCAGAAAUGAUUGAGGAGUAUAUGAGCCCUUCCAAUACCAACGCCGACUUUGCUUCGCCCGACUCUUUCCUCUUUGACGACACCGACAAGCCUUUCAACCUCAAGAUUGCCAAGGGCAAAAGGUACCUGCUUCGUAUCGUCAAUACUGCUGCCGUUGCAUGUGCCCGAUUCCAUAUCGAUGGCUACACGCUCAGCGUAGUCGAAGUCGACGGUGUGCAAUCACAGCCUAGGGAUGCGGAAACGAUCAUCAUUUGCGCAGGCCAGAGCUACGGUGUGAUUGUGCAAGGCCAGAAGGACCCGAAAGGAGGAACCAAUUGGAUCGCACAAAUGGACACAGACAUGAUGACAAAGCCUCCCCCUUCUAAACAGUCACGAACCAUCAUCGGAGAGAUGUCCUACAUGAAGGACGUCUUCGACGAGAUUGAUGAUGUCAUCGACGAAAUUAGUGAUGAGAUUGAUCACAUCCUCGACGACAACUGGACUGCAGCACCCGACACUAUCCUUGACGACUUCAAAGUGAAGCCACUUGACAACCAGGGGCUUUUGGGACCAGUCGACAACAACAUUGAGUUUACGACCAACCAGACAUACUUCGAGGGCGUCGGUACCCGUACACCUCUCAACUCACAACCAUGGGUUCCACCUCAAGUCCCCUCGCUCUACACUGCUUUGACAACCGGUAGCAUGGAUCCCGCAACAUAUGGUCCUGGCAUCAACCCCUGGGUCGUCAAGUCCGGCCAAAUCGUCCAGAUUCACAUGCGAAACCCACACAUGUACCCCCACCCCAUGCAUCUUCACGGCCAUAUCUUCCAGGUCGUCGCCAAGGGUGUCGGAGCUUGGAACGGCGAUGAGGACCUGCUUCCGGAAGUACCCGCGAAACGUGAUGGUGUCGUUGUUCCGGCUUUCGGCUACGCUGUCAUUCGUUUCAAGGCUGAUAACCCGGGUGUUUGGUUUUUCCAUUGCCAUAUCGACUUCCAUCUCGUUGGUGGUAUGGCUGCAACCAUCAUUGAGUCCCCCGACAAGCUGUCUGGCUCUGUUCCCGCUGCUGGUGUCGCACUUUGCGAUGCAGGAAAGAAGAAGUCGAGCGGUAACUGCGCUGGCGAGAAGGGAGAGAUCUCUGCGAAGGAUGCAAGCACCAAGUGCAACAAUGUCUACAACACCAAAGUGCGGGGCGCUUUGAUUGAGUAG
Alternaria arborescens is the source of this 1686-nucleotide messenger RNA. RefSeq lists its product as hypothetical. Gene Ontology annotation, biological process: reductive iron assimilation; cellular response to iron ion starvation. Gene Ontology annotation, molecular function: copper ion binding; ferroxidase activity. Gene Ontology annotation, cellular component: high-affinity iron permease complex. The coding region runs from base 1 to 1686 and encodes 561 amino acids. The transcript is spliced from 3 exons. The record is from RefSeq and is a predicted model, not a curated record. Lineage: Eukaryota; Fungi; Ascomycota; Dothideomycetes; Pleosporales; Pleosporaceae.